This is a messenger RNA of Botrytis cinerea B05.10, 1670 nucleotides long. RefSeq lists its product as hypothetical. The transcript has a single exon. The record is from RefSeq and is a predicted model, not a curated record. The coding region runs from base 168 to 1529 and encodes 453 amino acids. Gene Ontology annotation, molecular function: catalytic activity. NCBI's taxonomy places the organism in Eukaryota, Fungi, Ascomycota, Leotiomycetes, Helotiales, Sclerotiniaceae.
GACCUCAAUCUCUCACAACCAACUUGUUAAUAUAUAAGUGUAACUAUCUAUCCUCUGAACAUCAACAACCACAACGAAUUUGAAUUGCUUCCGAGUCUUUGCCAUCACCUAGGUACUAUUGAUAUUCCAAUCGUCUCAGACACAAACACAAACACAAACACAAACCCAUGACAACCCAGCUCCCUAGCUAUGCUCAUCGCACAACACAUCCCACAACGUUCCUACUUGGCACCGGUACUUCAAUAUGGUCUUCGCUCCUCCCACAACUCCUUUCCACAAACCACGAACUCAUUCUCGUGACCUGCUUUUGGGCUUCUUCCUCUAGCCAGCGCGAUAUCUGUCAACUUCUCCUGAGACUAUCGGAACGUGCGGCUUCAGAUCAAAAAACCAUUCAUGUCAGGAUUUGUUUUUCAUCUCUCUCAAUUUCGCAAAAGAUAUUUCACACCCCUUCCCCCGACGGAUAUUUGUACCCAUCAUCUCAAUAUCCUUCACUUGGACUUCCGUCUGAAUCGGAUAUACCAGGGCUGAAUCUACGUGUCAAGUCGAUAUUUUUCCGCCCGUGCCAUGUUUUGCAUGGGAAAUAUAUCAUACAAGAUACUCGACGCAUUUGGUUCCCAAGUUGUAAUGUGAGUUGGGAGCCAUGGGGAGAAGGAUGUAUUGGGUUUGAGGGAGGAGAACUGGUAGAAGAUUUGCGGAGUUAUUGGAGCAGGAUCUGGAACGGCGAUGGCCAGAUGACAAUUCCCGAAAUAUUGUGGACGUCGGCUCAGCCAGUAGAAAGAAGCCCAUCAAUACAUGGCGAUUUAUGGAAUCCUGAUCCAUCAUUGUUAAGUAUCAUCGACCUAUCAGAACUUCCACAAAAUACCGAAACACUUCUUCUUCCACAUACUCACUCUGCAUACAAUCCAUUUUCUGUUAUUUUUAGGCCAAAUGCAAAAACACCUUUGACACCACUCAACACAUUCCUGCUAUCACAAAUUUCAACAGCCAGAACAUCAAUUACAUUUUAUACACCAAAUAUUACAUACACGCCACUCAUAAAUUCACUAUUCGAAGCAUUAGAUAAAGGUGUCGAUGUCCGAAUUGUGGUCUCGAGCAAGUUGAUGAUCCUAGAGCAAUUAGUAACAGCUGGCACGAUCACUGAAUGGGAGGUAUGGAAGAUGAAACGUCGAUAUCGUAAGCUUGUAUCUCGUUCAUCAAGAAGGGUCGAUGAUAUUGAAGCCGGUAAUUCUAGAAUAGGAGCUUUAGAAAUUGUGUAUUUCAAUCCCGCUCUAGUUCGUGCCAGUGAAUGCAAUAGCCGAAAUACGACAACGGAUGGGACACUGGCUCGAGGAUUUGAAAACAUAGGAAAAGAGAGCAAGCCAGUCAAGCUUCAUCUCAAAAUGACAAUAAUUGACAACGAAAUAACGAUUCUUGGGAGUGGCAAUAUGGAUCGGGCGAGUUGGAUGACUAGCCAGGAGUUAGGAGUUGCAAUCUUUUCUAGGGAGGUGUCUAAUAAAUUGGUUGAAGUUGCAAGGGCGGUUUAUGGAUGAAAGGAUGGAUGAAAGGAUGGGUGCAUGAUAGGUGUUUUGGUGUAUAUCGAAUCACCACGGAAUAGCGCAUUGAUAAAUUAGAAAGGGACAAACAUUGCACAGGCUCACUAGGAUAGGGAUAGAAAAUAGAAUGGAUAAUCA